AUGCCCAGAAGAAACCACCACCCAGAUGGCAACUUUUUCAGAGGAAAAGGACACAGCUAUCUUGCAGUAGAAGAAGCCCUGGGUAUUGGAAUCUUCAUUUUGGUGCUGGCCAUGCUAUUUAUCUUUGGCUGCUGGUAUUACAAGAGACGUAGUGGCUAUAAAAGUCUACGGAGCAAAAGCACUAAUAUGGGCACAAUACAAACCAUGGUAGGUGAGGGAAGAAUAGCGGACUGCAAAAUGGCUCUGCAGGAGUACAGAAACUUUGAUUCUGUGGUACCCGGUGCUCCACCAGCUUAUGAAAAAAUUGAUGCAGAUCAGUUACCACCACCUUAUUCACCAUGA
Messenger RNA from Cygnus atratus (black swan), 342 nucleotides. RefSeq names its product melan-A (gene MLANA). Bases 1 to 342 code for a protein of 113 amino acids. Gene Ontology annotation, cellular component: melanosome; trans-Golgi network; endoplasmic reticulum membrane. The record is from RefSeq and is a predicted model, not a curated record. The transcript has 4 exons. NCBI's taxonomy places the organism in Eukaryota, Metazoa, Chordata, Aves, Anseriformes, Anatidae.